This is a messenger RNA of Portunus trituberculatus (swimming crab), 1137 nucleotides long. RefSeq lists its product as uncharacterized. NCBI's taxonomy places the organism in Eukaryota, Metazoa, Arthropoda, Malacostraca, Decapoda, Portunidae. The coding region runs from base 125 to 751 and encodes 208 amino acids. Gene Ontology annotation, molecular function: chitin binding. The transcript has 2 exons. Gene Ontology annotation, cellular component: extracellular region. The record is from RefSeq and is a predicted model, not a curated record.
UGUAGAUAAGACGUGGGACAUAUAAGCAAGGCGGGGAGCGGCCUGGACGUAUAUAUUCUGCCUGUCUGCUAAACACCCGUCAACGAUUUCUUCAGCAUUAUUCAAACAAGAUUUCAGCUACACCAUGUCAAAGUUCCUUUUGACAGUAGCUUUGUUGGGAUCCAUUCUUCCCUGGGCGUUGGCGAUCUGCGAGCCGAGCUGCAGAGGAAAACAGCCAGGUGAAAAAACAGAAGACCCCAAAGACUGUCACAGAUAUUACAUAUGUAUGCCCGGCGAAAUACCUUCCGACGCUUCUCUAUCGUGUGGGGAUAAUAACCACUUUGAUCCAGCGAUAGGGGAGUGUGCAGGCGGCGGCCAGUGCACCCCCAGCUGCGAAUUACCUCCAUGCCACAUCACUUGUACCACCAGUGUUGACAUUAUCUCUGAUCCGUUUAACUGCACUGUGUAUAAGGUGUGUGCGGGCGGAAAUUACGUCGGCUCGUAUCAAUGUCCGCCUGACGCAUCGUACUUUGAUGGUAAGUACUGUCAGAAUGACCCGGAUCAAUGUUGCAGCGAGUUAUGCACACCGUAUUGUUACCCUGAUGUGAUACAGGCACCUGACCCUCAUGACUGCCACUCUUACUAUAUAUGCGAAACAGUGGGAGCGCCGGCAGAUGACCACCACUUCAAAUGCGGCGAUAAUCAGAUUUUCGAUUUCGUUCUCGGCCGAUGCAUUACAGGGGACAACUGCAGAAACCUGUGUAGUAAAUAAAAAAAGUAAGGAGACUAAGUUCUCUCGCAGCUGCUAUCUUGCAACUUCUCUUACUGUAUGUCCCUAUCGGAGUGUCCUUAUGAUUCCUGGGGGAAAAAAAUCCUUAUAAGUUGAAAUGUUCAUAUUAUUUCUAAACAUGUUCAAUUUUACUUCCUUUCUCCUCCUCCUCCUCCUCCUCCUCCUCUCCAAACUAAGCAUCUGGUGUUUCCUCCUUUUCUCCUUCAUUCUCUUGUACAUACCACUCCCAUCUUUCUUUCCUUCUGUAAAAUCGGAUGGAUGAAAUGACAAAAAGAAAACAUGCAAGAGAAAAUACGAAAAAAAAUAGAACAAAAUAUAUCAAAGGCAAAAUCAUGUAAUGCUAAAUAAAUUCACCUUAAUACAAAAAA